AUGGAGGAAGCAAAAGCACGCGCGGAGCGUUUACGAGCGAUGCGCGACGCCGCGUCCUCGUCCAGUACCGACCCGUCGUCGACGGGUGCUCGAACAAUGACUCUUCCCGCACCGUUUAUCGACCGUGGAAACGGCGACGGCGGCUCUUGGGGUGGAUUUUACACCGGCGCGGGAGAUGGAACGUGCGCACCUUCAGGUGGCGUCGGUCGACCCCCACCACCGUUGCCGCCGCCACCUCGUCCGCGAACGCACGAGUUCUCAGGCGGCAGAGGUCGAUGUGGAAGCGGCGGACCGCGCGGGCGCAAAGCUCCGCGAACCGAGCGACACAGCGCGCUCGAUCCGGCGGCGUAUUACAAAGCAACCAUGCUCGUCGAUCCAUGGCUUGAACUUGAGCGAGCACAGGGCGAGACGUAG
Molecule: messenger RNA, 414 nt
Organism: Ostreococcus tauri
Lineage: Eukaryota; Viridiplantae; Chlorophyta; Mamiellophyceae; Mamiellales; Bathycoccaceae
Product: unnamed product
Exons: 2
Coding region: 1-414 (137 amino acids)
Source: RefSeq, a predicted model, not a curated record